CGGCCCGGCCCCUGCCAGCAGCGCAGUGCCAAGCCGUGCCCUGUCUAUAACUCCGGACUUUGACCCUGCGCUCCAGUCCCGGCUGGCGGGCAGAGGGCUGAGGACGGGACGGACACCCCAGAAUCAGGAGCCUCCCCUCGGGAGACAGGACCCUGCACCCUCAGCAGCGGCCGCGUUUCUCCGGAAGUUUGGCACACCAGGCUGGCACCAUGCGCGUGGUGGUGAUCGGCGCGGGCGUCAUCGGGCUGUCCACCGCCCUCUGCGUCCACGAGCGCUACCACUCGGUCCUGCAGCCUCUGGACUUGGAGGUCUACGCAGACCGCUUCACCCCGCUCACCAACACUGACGUGGCUGCCGGCCUGUGGCAGCCCUACCUCUCCGACCGCGGCAACCAACAGGAGGCGCAUUGGAACCGGCAGACCUUCGACUACCUCCUGAGCCACGUCCAUUCUCCCAAUGCUGCGAGCAUGGGCCUGGCCCCGAUCUCAGGCUACAACCUCUUCCACGAAGCUGUUCCGGACCCUUCCUGGAAGGACAUAGUUCUGGGAUUUCGGAAGCUGACCCCCAGGGAGCUGGACAUGUUCCCCGAUUACAGCUAUGGCUGGUUCAACACGAGCCUGACUCUGGAGGGGAGGAGGUACCUGCAGUGGCUGACUGAAAGGUUAACCGAGAGGGGAGUGAGGUUUUUCCAGCAGAAGGUGGAGUCUUUUGAGGAGGUGGCAAGAGGAGGCGCCGAUGUGAUCAUCAACUGCACUGGCGUGUGGGCCGGGGCGCUGCAGCCGGACCCGCUGCUGCAGCCGGGCCGCGGGCAGAUCAUUAAGGUGGAUGCUCCUUGGAUAAAGCACUUUGUCAUCACCCAUGACCUGGACAGAGGCAUCUACAAGUCCCCGUACAUCAUCCCAGGGAUCCAGGCAGUGACUCUCGGAGGCAUCUUCCAGCUGGGGAACUGGAGCGAGGUGAACAACAGUGAGGACCACAACACCAUCUGGGAGGGCUGCUGCCGACUGGAGCCCACCCUGAAGGAUGCCAAAAUCGUUACUGAAUUGACUGGCUUCCGGCCAGUACGGCCCCAGAUUCGGCUAGAAAGAGAACAGCUUUGCUUCGGAUCUUCAGACACAGAGGUCAUCCACAACUACGGCCACGGAGGCUACGGGCUCACCAUCCACUGGGGCUGUGCCCUGGAGGCGGCCAAGCUCUUCGGCCAAGUCUUGGAAGAAAGGAAGUUGCUCAGGAUGCCACCAUCUCACCUAUGAAGGUGCCAAUGAUCACCACCCCACCCAACCCCCCCCAAGGACUUCCCACUUUCCUCAGCCAACUAAUCAAUGUGCUUCUCUCUAAGUCAUCACUUACCCCCCAUCCCACCCCUGGCUCCUGGGCACAAGAAGCACGAGGUGAAGGUCAAUUCCUGGAGGUGAGUCCAGCCCCAUCUGGGCACUCUUUAACCUUUCUCUCUCUCUGGGGCUGGCCUUGCUAAGGCUUACUCCAUGAGUCCUCAGAAGAAAGAAACUCUCAGGAAGUCCAAGAGGCGAGCAGGAAAAUGAGGCAGUUGAGGUAACGUCAACUCGAUGACAAGUUGCAUUAACAUAUUAAAGAGGAAAAAACAUAUGAAAGGUUCUGAAAAGUCCUGCAGCAAAGACCCAUAUCUGAUGUUGUGUCUUCCUGAACCUAUGGAAACCUUUUGCCCAGCCCUAAGGCCACAGAACAAACCUGGGGAAAUGCUGUAACAGAUUUCACAGGAAGUUAUACGUCGAACUGGAAUACAGAGGAGGCAGAGGAGAUGAGGCAUGAAGCUACCAACAUACGAUGCCUGUUUCACAUCCAGGAUUCCAGAUGGCAUCAACCACCCACUGAGUGGCCCCAGGAGCACCAUGUAAAUCCUUGAGAAGGGGCCCCGGGAAGGAUCAUCCCACAAGGAACCCCUUCCCAGAGACUAAACUCACCAAGCACACUCCUUGCUUGCUCAGCAUCUCUCUGCCUUCUGGCUGGUACCUUCUGAGAUGGCAAACAGGCUUCCAGAUGUUUCUGAAAGCCUUUCAUGAGCCUAGGAGCCACUCUGGUUUGCCUCUCUUGACCCAAUCUUCCCAACCCAUCUUCAUUGGUCCACGAUUAUAACGAACCCUAAACUGGACCAAUCGGCUUCCUCCCCGGAGGAGUUGGAAGUGGGACACUGGACAGCUGAGUCAGAUAUGUUUGCAGAGCCGAGCCACGGUGCGUGGAAGCCAUGAGCAGGGUAGGCAUAGGCAGCGACCACGAGGAGGCACUUGCUGAGGCUGCAAAUGGGCGGCCCCUGCACCAAACGCUGGCCUGCGGUGGAUUCUAUUGGGCUCACACGUCAUUGAAAAAUGUUUGCCCCGACGUGCUAAAAUUUGGAGAUUUGACAUAAAAAUCCAGACUCCUGUCUUGAAAACUGGGAGAUCCCAUCAUACA
Molecule: messenger RNA, 2427 nt
Organism: Pipistrellus kuhlii (Kuhl's pipistrelle)
Lineage: Eukaryota; Metazoa; Chordata; Mammalia; Chiroptera; Vespertilionidae
Gene: DAO
Product: D-amino acid oxidase
Exons: 11
Coding region: 210-1253 (347 amino acids)
Molecular function (GO): D-amino-acid oxidase activity; FAD binding
Source: RefSeq, a predicted model, not a curated record